CCCGUUCCCUCGCAUGUCCCGCUAGCAGCGCCGCGCGGCCGCGCCAGUGUCCCCGGAGAGCCGGCCCAGCACCACACCGCGGCACACACUCACAAACUAUCUCUAAAGUUGUCCGCGACCGCACGCAGGCGCCGCUCGAAAGUUCUCGUCGAAUAUUUUUAUUUUACUCAAAACUUUUUCCUCAAUUUAUUUUUCCGAUUGUACGUUACUAAAUGUUGAGGUGAACUGUGCUCGUCCUGUGUUGUGGUUCCAUUGCUUCAGUUUCUGCGUGCACCAUGACGCGACAUACCCUCAUACUUUUGUUGCUGUGCCUGAGUUCCCGGCUAGUGCUGCCGGAGCCGACGCAGUCCCCGACGGAGGCGGCGGAGCCCCGCGAGCGGGACGAUGCGCUCGCCGACUCGGAGGAGCCGCCGGAGGGAUACUACGCGUUCGUCGAGUCACCCAACGCCACACCGCCACGAGUGCGCCCCCCUCCGUACCGGCAGGUGACGUCAUCGUGUCCGGAGGUGGAGUCGAACAAACCGCACGUGUCUGCCAACAACCUGUGCGGGGACCUCAACCGCGGCCUCAUUCCCAGGAACCCCAUGGGGCAGAACCCUAACGGGGAGCCCUACCCUUUUGAGCUGCUCCGCAACCACACGCUUCGCUUCCUGUCGCGCACUCUGCCAGUACUGCGCGCGGACGACACGCUGCCCCGCGUGGCCCACCUGCCCAGCAGCCCCGCCGGCCCGGGCCCCGCCCCCGGCGGCCCCGCGGGCCCCGGCUACCCCGCGGGCCCCAGCUACCCCGCGGGCACCAGCUACCCCGCAGGCUCCAGUUACCCCGCCCCUACACACGCGCCUGAAGCUCAUGCCGUGCCGGACCUACAGCACAACCGGUUGGAGGAGCGCAGCAAGCGGUCGGUGCCCGCGGCGGACGCGGCCGAGCACCGCGCCGCCGACACGGACGCGCCGCGGGACAGUCGCAAGUUCUGCGACAAUGGCGGGGUGUUCUGUAUGCUAUACCGAGCGAUCAAUGGCGAUAGCGAUUCAAGUGCAGGCGUCGAGCGUCGCGAAGAUCCCGGACCACAAGCUCACGGCGCUGGAGCACCUCACGGACCACAUCAUAGAUACGAGGGUCCCCCGACACCUUGCCCAGCUCGCGUGGAGUAUGCGACGCCAGUAUUCGCGCGGAACUACCAGGGAGUGUGGCGCUACGUGGUGCAGAUACCGUACGAGGGAUACUUCACGCAAACUGUCGAGGUCACCAGAUGCAUGCAGUCUCGCUGCCACUACCUGGAUGGCGGCUGCCUGAGCUCACCGCGCUGGGUGUCACUACUCGUGGCGGAGCUGCACUAUCCACCCGCGCAGAACAAGCAGCAGGUGCGGCUGUACUACGACUGGUUCCUGGUCCCCGGCUCGUGCAAGUGUUGGCGGCCGGACUACUUCGCCAGAUACGUGCGCCGCCGCCAGAACAGCGAGCUCUGAGCCACACACGCGCCGUCGUAGCUACUGGACAAACACACGCACUGUACAUCUCGCUGUAGAUAUCCACUCGUCAACUAGUUACUUUAACUCAUGCUCCGGCAAUCACUAAUCACACACUACUGUCCCUCUGAUCUGAUGUUCCGAGAAGUAGAAAACACUGCGCGACUUCAAAUCUAUUAUAUUAUGCCACAUAUCUUUCCACGGAGAGACAACCCAUGUCAAAACAGAGCUGCAUAUAUUUAUGUAUGUACGUAAUACUGGUGCUACCGCUACUGAAUUACUGAUCGUUGUGACAUUAAGACUGGAUCUAAAUAAUUGUAAUAUUUGUUAAAAUAAGGGCCUUAGUAGGUAUGUUCGUACCAAAAUAUUGUAGAUGACGGCGGGAGAGAUCUCUAUCAACUUAGACUAUAAACUGAGUGGUUAGUGCGAGUUGUUCACCGAUUCAAUCGCGUUAACGUUCACUGUUUCACGUUCCGAGUGCGAGUUUGUUUGACGUUAAUGCUGUCGACACGUUUAUGACGUUCAGCGCUCUGAUUGGUCGGCUCAAAAAGAACCAACCAAUCAGAGGGCUAAACGCGGUAACGUGUCGAUCGCGUUAACGUAAAAUAAACUCGCACUUUCUCUGUAUGGCGCGGUAACAGCGUAGUUACCGUCCCAUGCUGAUUCCAUACACAUUGCUGUUAAAUAUAAUCGUCAAAAUAAUUCGCACUACACACUCUAUAAUGUACUUAGCGAGUAAGACAGGAACACACACACGCACACGAGUUGAGUGACGUGUGCCAUGCAUUUACUUGUAAUAUGUUGCUGGACACAAGGUCUUCCUGUAGCAAUACUCGGUGUAACUCUAAAUACAGGAUCUUAGUAUUGUAGGGAAUGUAAGAAGCUCAAACUGCAUUUAUAUAGCGAUAGUAUAGUUUCUAUGUAUUGUAUCACACACACACACAACCAUGCUUUCUUCUACUCCAAGUGCUGCGGACGGACGGACGGAGCAUCGCUCGCAUCGUGUGGCUACAUGUCAACUUCCGCAGUUCAAGUAGCAAGUUUAAGGAAGCAUGGUUCUCCUAGGAUAUUGUUAAUUGUACACUAGGUUGGUUAUUUAUUAAACGUUUAGAUGUAAGUAGUUAGUACAUAGUACAUACAUUAUAAUAAAGCACUUGAAUUACAUGUCAUAUUGCAGUUUCAUUACGUAACGUUCGACCGACGAUGCAAUAAAACAAUUGCACAAGUUGAAGGAGUUUAUUGUAAAUACAUAUUUAUGUAGGAGAUACAGGUGACGCAGUGCUAGUGGACAACUACUGCCGCGCGGCGGCGCCACUGUCGCAUACCCGCGACACUACCCGACCUUGUACUACUCUCAUGAUUGGUGCAAAUCUCAAGGCACUUAACACAAUAUCGGCUUUAACAUACACUUAUGAUACAGCUAGGGGAGGGGAGAGCUAGCCUCUGUCGGGGAACCAAACAGAGUUACAAAUAUACCGCAGGCCGGUACUGGUACUCGCUACAUGAGCCUGCAGUUUGAAUGUCAUCUACGACUAGGAGAAGACAAUAUCAUGAAGAAUACAAGUAUCUAUAGAGCAUACUUCCAGACAGGCUACACUGUCGUGAUGUAUUAAGUAAGUAGGUAUAUGUAAACACACCGAGGUCUAUAUCGAGUUACUCGAUCUAAUUUAAUGUAAGGAGAUAAUUUAAAAUGAUACCCAACUUCACCCUUGAGCAUUAUUUCAAUUCACUUCAUACUAAAACGUAAUUUCGUUCUCCAUCGAAUGUGCCCGUCUAGUCUCUGUCGAGCGUACACUCCGCGCACUGUGUGGUACAAAAUAUUGUCAGUCUGUCAGUCCGUCCGUCUACACGAGCAUCAUGCCGUGCGCGGCGGGCGCGGCGGGCGGCAGGCGGCCGUAGUGCGGCGCGGCGCGGGCGCGGGCCUCGGCCGACAUUAUCUCCACGAUGCGCCCGUUCUCGAACACCAGCUCCGAGCGCGCGCAGGCCGAGUAGGGCGGCGGCGCGUCGUCGGGCGGCGCGGCGUCGGGCGGCGCGGGCGCGGGCGCGGGCUUGCUGGGCGGCAGGCGCGACACGGCGGCGUACGGCGGCGGCAGCUCGUCCUCGGCCCAGGCGCGCGCGCGCACGCGCUCCGGCGUCGGCACGUCGCAGUCGUAAAUACUCACACGUCGUCGCCAUCACAUUGGGUGUCGACCACUCAUCCGAGUCUUGUCUGAUCACUGAAAUCAGCCGGUAGUGUCCGCGCAUCACCUCCGGCUCGAGCUCCGCCGCGCCCGCGUCUACACAACGAGGACAUGUUCAGUACAUAGCUCUGAACAGUUUCUUGUGCAGACAGUUCUCGGCCGCCUUGACCAGCAGCACGAGCAGCGCCAGCGCCACCGCGCCGGCCGCCCAGCCCCGCGCCGCGUGACCCCACGACGUGGCGCCGGCGGGGCCCGGCCGCGCGCCCGC
This is a messenger RNA of Spodoptera littoralis (African cotton leafworm), 3914 nucleotides long. The record is from the annotation of a GenBank genome assembly. Lineage: Eukaryota; Metazoa; Arthropoda; Insecta; Lepidoptera; Noctuidae.